Messenger RNA from Mus caroli (Ryukyu mouse), 3130 nucleotides. It is a transcript of the gene Micall2, whose product is annotated as MICAL like 2. Lineage: Eukaryota; Metazoa; Chordata; Mammalia; Rodentia; Muridae. Gene Ontology annotation, molecular function: protein binding. The record is from RefSeq and is a predicted model, not a curated record.
UGUGUGGGGCGCCGGUCUCCCGGUGUUCUCUUCUUCCAACCCGGCUGGUGGUCGGCGGGUCCGGGCCUCCUGCGUGUCUCGGGCCCAAGAGGGGCCUGUAGCCAGCUCCUCGAGCCGCCAGCCCGUCCUGCCGCCCAUAUGGCCGCCAUCAAGGCCCUGCAAGAAUGGUGCCGGCAGCAGUGCGAGGGCUACCGGGACGUGAGCAUCACCAACAUGACCACCUCGUUCCGCGAUGGCCUGGCCUUCUGCGCUAUCUUGCACCGACACCGGCCUGACCUUAUAAACUUCAGUGCCCUCCGGAAGGAAAACAUUUACGAGAACAACAAGCUGGCCUUCCAAGUGGCUGAGGAACAGCUGGGCAUCCCAGCCCUGCUAGACGCUGAGGACAUGGUGGCCUUGAAGGUUCCAGACCGGCUGAGCAUCCUCACCUAUGUGUCACAAUACUACAACUACUUCCACGGCCGGUCCCCAAUUGGGGGCAUGGCUGGCAUAAAGAGACCCUCAUCCGAUUCGACUGAAGAACUUUCUGGAAAGAAGAAGGGCCUGUCCCAGCCUGCCAAGUUGCCCUCGCCGGCUCAAACCCAGAGGUCACCACUGUCCCCAGCUAGGACAAACCCUGUGGUUCAGAGGAAUGAAGGUGGCUCACAAAGACCAUCCCCAAAGGCUGCUCCGGGGACUGCGGGAAGCUCCGUCAGCAGCAUCUGUGGGGUCUGUGGCAAACAUGUUCACCUUGUGCAGCGGCACCUGGCUGAUGGGCGCCUCUACCACCGAAGCUGCUUCAGGUGUAAACAGUGUUCCAGCACGCUGCACUCGGGGGCCUACCGUGCCACGGGAGAGCCCGGUGUCUUCGUCUGUACCCACCACAGCUCAGAAGUCACCUCUGUGAGCCCCAAGUCAUCAAACCUGGCCUCCAGGAAACCGGGGGGUGUCACUGCAGACACCAGGCCAGUCGGCGUCUCACAGACUGUUCCGGAGACAUAUGGAGAGGGGACACCAGUGAGGGUCAGGACAGCAGCGUGGGGACACGCUGGAGGAAACACAACCGCCAAAGGUUUUGUCCAGACGGAACUUAAGCCACCAGCUACCUCCCAAGUCCACAUGGGGAGCUCUGCAGGGUCCAGGCUACCCACGAGCACAGUGACUACUACUUCUGUGACUAGCAAAGCUCUUACCCAUGUGACGAAUAGCUCCCCAACAGGAUGGUCAUCGCUUGCCCAGAGCAGCCCAGCGAGCUUCAACUCCCGUCCAGUUGUAUCCCCAAGUGCUUGGAACACUCACCUACUUGGGUCCCAUGAGCAGACAGCCUCAAAAGGUGUUAAGACUCAGCUCAACUUGAACUCAGAGUCUUCAAACACAGCGGUCACCCCAGCCUGGACUUCCUCAGCCUCUAAGACCCAGCAGGCCCGAGAGAAAUUUUUCCAGAACCCUUCCCCAGCCCCAGCCCCGGCCCCAGCCCCCACCAGCAAGGUCCCCACUGUGGUGAAUUCCACUAAUAGCAGGGUCACCACGGUGGUAAAUGCCCCCACCACCAAGGUCCCCACUGUAGCGAGUGCCACAAAUGGCAGGGUGCCCACUGUGGUGACUGCCCACACUGGUAGGGUCUCUGCUGUGAUGAAUACCUCUGCCAGCAAAGUCUCUCCUGUUGUGGAUGCCCCUGCCCAGGAGAGCAGCCGGGAGCAAGCAUUAAGUGUCCUUAGGAAGGCCCUUCCGGCGCUGACAGGAGCUGGUACCCAGGCUCCAAACAGGUCCUUCCCAGCCACUUCCUCUGUCCUGGUAACCCUUCCCAAGAAUGAAGUGCCACAAAAAGUUCCCUCAGACAAGCUCUCAGCUUUAACCACCCAGACUCCUAAUUUCACUAUAAAGCUAGAGCCUUCAGCCCCAGUGAAUGUGGGCAAUACGGCUGUAUUUCUCCAGGCUGGCAAAAAGAGCCCGAAUAUUUCUCCAAGGGUUGGUAAGACCAGCGUUGGCUCCAGGCCACAAGCAGAGGUGGCAGGAGUAAAAGGUCCAGGUCCCACCUCUCAGGAAGGCCAAGAGGAGGGACCGGAAGGAUGGAGGGCCCGGCUGAAGCCUGUGGAUAAGAAAACCCCUGCUGGGAGGUCUCUGGAGCAAAAAGAGCCAGUCCUGGCAGAGCCAAGGGUAGGGGACACUUCCAGGAAAGCCUCUAGUAGCUCUGACUCCAGCGUCCAUAUCACCUGGACUUCUAUUCAGCACAAGAGGAAACCAUGCUCUGCUGGUUCCGGGCCCAGGCCUGCAGCCCUCUCUCCUUCUCCAUCACACCGCAAGAAACUAGCUGUCCCUCCCAGCCUUGAUGUUUCAGCUGAUUGGCUCCAGUCAGAGCCCAAGAAGCAGGAAGAUGGGACCAGGAGCUGUAAGGAGGAGAAGUCACCCACCUGGCGGUCAAGAGAGAGGUCUGCAGUCCUGGACAGUGGCCCUGCUCCACCUGGUGAAGCUGUGACUUCCCCAGUCAGGCUCCACCCCGACUAUAUCCCCCAGGAGGAGCUGCAGAGGCAGCUGCAGGACAUUGAGAGCCAACUGGACGCCCUGGAGCUCAGGGGUGUUGAGUUGGAGAAGCGGCUGCGGGCAGCUGAGGGAGAUGCUUCUGAGGAUAGCCUCAUGGUGGACUGGUUCCGGCUUAUUCAUGAGAAGCAGCUGCUGCUGAGGCUGGAAUCGGAACUCAUGUACAAGUCCAAGGACCAGCGCCUGGAGGAGCAGCAGCUGGAUCUCCAGGGUGAGCUGCGCAGGCUGAUGGACAAGCCAGAGGGUCUGAAGUCCCCCCAGGACCGCCAGCGGGAGCAGGAGCUGCUGAGCCAAUACGUGAACACCGUGAAUGACCGAAGUGACAUCGUUGACUUCCUGGAUGAGGAUCGGCUCCGGGAACAGGAAGAGGACCAAAUGCUGGAGAGUAUGAUCCAGAACCUGGGCCUCCAGAGAAAGAAGUCCAAGUCCUUCUUGUCCAAGAUCUGGUCCUCGAAGAGCAAAAGCGGGCAGGCCUGAGCUGCACGUGGCUGGCACCGGGCCCUGGACCUCCUCAGGAAGAGACUGGUGCUGCGGCCCCCGAAAGGGAUACUGGGGGGUGCCAGGGCCUGGGCCUCCCACUCUGGGUCCUCGUCACCUCAAUAAAGACACUGAC